Trichoderma virens Gv29-8 is the source of this 834-nucleotide messenger RNA. RefSeq lists its product as uncharacterized. The annotation marks the transcript as partial. The record is from RefSeq and is a predicted model, not a curated record. The transcript is spliced from 2 exons. Lineage: Eukaryota; Fungi; Ascomycota; Sordariomycetes; Hypocreales; Hypocreaceae.
CACGCUCGAUGCAUUUGCACACUAGUUCAAGAGAAAGGCCCAGAAGCUUUCAAGACAGGCAUUCCGCAUCAGCUUUUUACGAGCUUCCGGAUAUUUAUGCUUCUUCGGGCAAUUCAACAUCGAAAAGAGAGCUUCCUAGACGAGCCUGCCUGGAAGAUAGAGCCUUUCUCGUCCGAGCCGAAAUCUUUAAUGCAGAGUCUACUUGACCAGAUCGCUAGUCUACCAUCCCUUCUGCAGCGGCUUGACGCAAUCUCUAGUUCCAAUAGAGCUCAUCAGAACGAGGAAAUUAUAGCUCUGCACAAAGAUUUCGAUUCUCAGAUGCUUCGUCUCGAGGAAUGGGAGGCAAAUCUCGAAACUAGCUCCAAUUCUAGGCUUUUUUGGUGGCCUGUGUCAUCACUUUCGGACGACGAAACUAUUUUUCCAAUCUCAUACGACUUUACGAAUAUCCUGGCAGCCAACACGAUGUCUCAUUAUUGGAGCUUUCUCUUGGUCAUACAAAUCUCGAUAUCAACUCUACUAACCAUUUCUAAAGAGAAGGAAAUUAAUGUGACUUACCUCUUGAAGCACCAGGCUGCGAUCUCGCCAGAAAAGAGGGUGGAUCUCGCAAGAGAUAUCUGCCAGAGUAUGCGCUACCAUCUCCAACCAGAGAUGGGGUUGUAUGGCCCCGCCGCAACGCUAUUUCCCAUCAACGUGGCACUGCAGAUAUUCAGAAUGGAGAAUAAGACGAAAGAGGCUAUAUGGUGUGGAGAUUUCAUUUCCAAACUAGAAAUGAUGGGCAUACUACUUGCCUCGCAUAUCCCUUCGAUCGAAGCGAGGGUGGGGAGAUCUACAUAA